AUGAUAAACGGGAUAGCAACCUACUUUCCCUCUCGCGUCUCACAAAUCAGCGGUGUGUCUCGCCCGGGCUACGUCAAAGGCUAUGACAAUGACACCAAGAUCCGAUACGAGACCGAUGGCCAGUCAUUCUACGCGCACCGCAGUGCUGAGCAAUUAUUUUCACCCAUAUCCGACCACUUUGACGUUGAUGAGUAUGAGUAUAGCCAAGAAGGCGAGCCGCACGUUGAAGAUCAAGGGAUCACUGCUCUACCGGCUAAACAAGUAAAGAGGAGGAGUAGUGUUACUAAGCUGGUGGAAAAGGUACUCUCCAAACUUGACGGGCUGGGGCUGACGAAGAAGCUCAAGGAGGAACGGAGGAGUAACAAGAAGAAGCAAAGAAAACAGGAUGUUGCUGAGUGA
Molecule: messenger RNA, 399 nt
Organism: Alternaria conjuncta
Lineage: Eukaryota; Fungi; Ascomycota; Dothideomycetes; Pleosporales; Pleosporaceae
Exons: 2
Coding region: 1-399 (132 amino acids)
Source: RefSeq, a predicted model, not a curated record